Messenger RNA from Phlebotomus papatasi, 3929 nucleotides. It is a transcript of the gene nkd, whose product is annotated as protein naked cuticle homolog. The record is from RefSeq and is a predicted model, not a curated record. Gene Ontology annotation, molecular function: calcium ion binding. The transcript is spliced from 5 exons. Gene Ontology annotation, cellular component: cytoplasm. The coding region runs from base 1217 to 3412 and encodes 731 amino acids. NCBI's taxonomy places the organism in Eukaryota, Metazoa, Arthropoda, Insecta, Diptera, Psychodidae. Gene Ontology annotation, biological process: negative regulation of Wnt signaling pathway.
GAGCGCAAUUCCCAGUCGAUUUUUCAUUCCUCUACAAGUAGUCGGAUGAAAAGGCAUUCAUUCGGAUCGCUCCGAAUUAGUGGUUCAAAGUGAGAACGAAAAGUCUUGUGAACUCUAUUCGCUUGGUGUCUUUAUUUAUGUUGUUAACCCUCGAAAUAGUGCUUUUUCACGCAUUUUCACCCCCUUUGCCAAAUACUAUUCGUCGCUACCAACAAAAACAUUCAUUGAUUUUUAACACUACUCUCCAGCCCAUCUAUGAGCAUAUUUUUGACAGAGAAGUUUUGCUCUAAAUAUUUUUCCUUCGACAGUCUACGAACAGCGGAAAAAGAAGCAGAGAGGAAGAGCAAAUAAAAAACCCCGAGGAAUUUUCUUCAAAGUGUGAUUCUAUCAUUGAUAUUUGUGUUAUUUUUUUUUAAUGUGUCAAGUGAAGGCUGAAAGUGAGAUACAGAAAAAUUGCUUGAAAACUCAAAUUAAAGAAAAUUUUUUUUGAAGUGCGUUUGUUGGUGGCGAGCAAAAAAGAAACUUAUAUACAUUGCUCAAAGUGUAAGCAUUAACAAAAAUCAAAAAGAAAAAAAGAAAGUCUUUAGUGAAAAUACUCUCCUGAUAAAAUUGAUAGUGGUUUAAAUUUUUUUUUUUGAUAUACAUAAAUGAAAAACUUCAUAUGCCACGAGUUUUAUUUUAUGUGUGGAAUGUGACCUAUUUCUACCCAUUUCUAUUUUCACAUUCAAUUUCAUCUUUAUUUUUUGAUUGAGUUUCUAUCUUCCCAUCUAUCUCGCUCACCCACACAGUCUGUGUUUGAGGCAAGUUUGACAGAUUGUGUGUUUACUCAUGAAGAUGGGAAAUAUAUCUCGUGAAUGAGGAAAAUCACUUUUGGAAAAAUACUUUCUGGUGAAGUGUAUCUUGAUGUAGAAAAGAUACUCUUGACUUUCAACGUCUUAACACAAGAGACUUUUCGGCGUGAAAAAAAUAAAAUAAAAUUUUUGGGGAGUGCGUGGAGAAAAUAUUUAUGAAAAGAAACAGAAGGAGAGAAAAAUGAUAAUAAAUGUGAAUGUGUAUAUAAGAGAAGAGAGAGAAUUUCCAUGGGAGGAGCAAUGAGGAACUGAUACGGGACCAAUUUCAAUAGAUCACGUUCCCAAUACAUCCAGCACAUCUCACAUCAACCAAAAAACAAACAGACCAUCUUUAAGAAAACAGGCACCAAACACAUAUAUACAAAAUGGCGGGAAACUUGAUGAAAUGGUGGCGGCAUAAAAUCUUGGGAGGCUACAAACAAUUUUCAGUUCUCCAAGAGAGUGCAACGGAUUCUGAAGAGUUGAUCUACCCCAUGAGGGCACCGUCCUCAUGCAGUGCCCCACCGGACCUACUCCUCACGAGUGAUCGCGAACCGAUCACCAGUGGCCUAAUGACAUCCACACCAAAUCACCACAUAUCAACGACUCAGCAACAGUCACUCAAAAUGACAAAUCGACGGGAAUCGUCGCCGGCCAAUGUCACCUCAGCGGCAGUUGGUGGGAGUCACAAGAAUCAUCAGAAGGCGCCGCCACCGUCCGUCUCAAAAUCCGCUGAAGAUGAUCGUGUUCAUCUCGAGGAAUUUCACUGUGACGUGUCACUGGAGCAUCAGGGUAAGACACCACAGCCUGUACAGUUCUCCUUUACACUGUACGAUCUCGAUGGACAUGGCAAGAUCACCAAAGAUGACAUCGCCGGCAUAGUCUCAACUAUCUAUGAGAGCUUAGGCAAGAGUAUCGUGGUGCCGCACUAUGGCAGCAAAACCAUCAAUGUGCGCUUGACCGUGUCACCAGAUGCCAAAGUCAAGACACCCACGAAGAAGGCUGCCCUUAUCAAUUCAAGAAGGCGAUACAGACCUCGUAAGCUCCUAUCAGACGACGAAGGUAGUGACACCUCGCAUGACAACGUGCCAAUUAAGUUGAGUCCAAAGACAACGAAUGCCAGAAGUAAGAGUCACUGUAUCCACCAUCAGCAUCAUCCUCAGCAGCAGCAGACACAAAAACUCACCAAGGAGACCAAUAAUCAACCGAAAGACUGUUCAACAACGGACUCUGGACCAGAGCAAAAUCCACCCAAGCCUACAUUUGAAGAGCCUCCCCAUCUUUAUGAAAGCAUUAACAAUUUGAAGUGGUGCUCAAAGGCUAACAAUCUCUUGCAACAGGGCAAUAAUAACAACCCAAGUGCGAAGAAGUCGAGCAAUUGCUUAGAAAUUCUUGACAAUAAACUCGCAGAAAACGAAGGUAACAACGAUUGUGCAGGAUUCUGUCGGGAAUGCUCCCUAAUGGAGCGAUAUAACUUAGAAAGCAUGCCGGUGACUAAGCAAAGAAGAAGAGUUCUUAGAAAGUCUAGAUCACGGAAGCAAAAGGGUGAAGGUGCCUCUCGAGUACGGAGCCUUUCAGUGGGGAAUGAAAAUUGUUUGAUAAAUCGCGAAAAAAGCGAGGAAGAGUGCUGGAAAAGUUCUCUCAGACGACGGGAGUUAAUUGAAAUUAUUCGGGAGAGCAUGGAAAAGAAUCGCCUGUGUUUUCAAGGGAAUAGAAAACCCACAAUAGAUAGUCCUCGGUAUCGUCAUCGAUCUCACACGAUGAAUGAUCAAUGUGUGGACGUUGGAGCUCCAACGAGACUGGAAAACUCACCAGCAAUCUCACCGGAUAUUGUACCCACGAAUCUCUGUGGAUACGAUUCCUUCCUCCAUGCCACUAUCUGUUCCAAUCUCAACAAUAAUCUUCAGUUCACACCCACGGUGGUGCCCACAGCGACCAUAAAUCUAGCCGGAGUGACACCAGUGAGGAACAAUGGUAACCGGAUGAUUAGGAAUCGCGCUCUGAGGCAGCAUGAAGCGGUCAGAAGUGGAAAUCCUAUGGGAUAUAUGCGAUUGCAUGCUUCAGGAAAAGCCACCAAUACAGCCAAUACUCCCAAGAUGACCAAUAACAAGGGUGUUGAAAAUAAGAAACUCAUCUCUAGCGAUUCUCAUGCCAUCAAGGGGAAGACUAAAGCACGCGUUGGUCGCCUGCAGCGAUCAAAGAGCAAGGAAGAGCUCUUAACCUGCCGCGACACAACGACCAAAAUCGAGGACAUACUCAAUGCCGAAGUAUUUCUGGACAAACUCAAGAUCACCGAGGAAGUAGCAGAGAAGUAUGUUGAAUCACCACGUAAGAAUGUAGUCAAGAGGGCUCUCAAGAGUCCCAUAAAUCAAGCCAAGAGUCCCACCAAGGGUUUACUUAUGGAAUACGCUUCGAUUCCCGUAAAUGCUGAUCCCGCCGAAUGUGAAAAUCUGCUAAAAACGCCUGUUUCCGAUGGAGAUGACACAAAAAUUGGAGAUGCCUCCACAGUACACCGAUAUGUCCAUGAACACAUUCAUCAUCACUAUCAUCACUUCGAGGAGGCUACCAGCCCCAAGAUAUAAACCCUAAAAGCUCCGGAAUUGAGCCAAAAGGGAACCCCAUUUAGGCUUACAAAUUGAGCGAUUGUGUGCAUUUUUGUGUGCUUUCGAUGAAGAAAAUUAACUUAUUUAUUUAAAUAAAAAACAAAAAACAAAACGCGUACUUCCGGGAGGGAGAUUUUUUGACGAAGCUACUCGAGGAUUUUUGUAUACUUGCAACCACGAAGACUGAUUUCUCUAACAAAACAAAAAAAAAAAACGAUGAGAAUGAAAAGAAAAUUAAUUUAGUAAAUUAGAAUCAAUCACGGUCAGAUGUUCAAUCUACCUCUUCACACUUGUUUAACUUUAUUAUUUUUUUCAUUAAAUCUCUGGAGAUCAAUGGAAAAAUCUAUCGGGAUUAAAUUUAGGGGUUUAGUGACAAAUUCCUUCCACUCUAUUUUAAGAUUUUUUGACUGUCUAUAAUUGCUAAAUAAAACGUAUUUAUUUAUUUGUAUCACACACCUCUCUUCCCACAUUAAAAUUGUAAUAAUCUACAAAAAAA